AUGUCGAAGAACACACUGUACCAGUUGCUUUCCCUCCCCACCUCGAUCGUUCCCUCGCACCACCACGACGAUGCACUCGAAGCUAUUUCCUCCACAAUCGGUGUUGAUGGCUCGGUCUCUUCUUUUCCAAUUCCUGAAUUCAAGAUCGGUACAUUAGAUGCCUUGGUGCAGCAGGCCGAGGAGCUGGCCAAGUUGGAGGGCAUAUGCCAGGCUGUCGUGGGGAAGGUCGGGGAAGCGCUGAAGGGCGUUCUGGGGAAUGACGAGGAGCAGAUUCAGAGGAUGAAGACGGUUAAUGAUAAACCCGUCGACCAGUAUCUACGCACAUUUCAGUGGAACAAGGUCAAGUACCGAGCCGACAGGUCGAUUGGCGAAUUAAUUGAUCUCUUGAAAAAGGAAGCUGCUAGCAUUGAUAGCGACAUUCGAAGCAAAUAUUCCCAGUAUAAUCAAGUCAAGAAUACUCUAGCGACAUUACAGCGCAAACAGACCGGAAACCUGGCGUCGAGAUCUCUGGCCUCAAUCGUCGACCCCCAGAAACUGGUUCACGACUCGGAAUAUCUAGAAACACACCUCAUCGCUGUCCCAUCUCAACAGGUCAAAGACUUUCUGAAGCAAUACGAAACGAUAUCCCCCAUGGUGGUGCCGCGGUCUGCAAAUCUGGUCGCCGAAGACGACGAAUUCAGCCUGUACGCCGUUACGACGUUCAAAAAAUACAGCGCAGAAUUCACCCAUAAAGCUAGGGAGAACAAGUGGAUACCUCGCGACUUCAAAUACACCGAGACUGGUCGGGAAGAAGAAGCAAAGGAAGUUGAACGAGUGGGUGGUGACGAGCGCAAACUAUGGGGCGAGACAAUUCGACUCGGCCGGACUAGCUGGAGUGAAGCGGUCAUGGUUUGGAUUCAUGUGCUAGUUCUGCGGGUCUUUGUUGAGACUGUGCUUCGAUAUGGAUUGCCUCUGGAUUUCGUCUCUUCUAUUGUUCGGACAACAUCGAAAGGUGCCGAAAGAGCAAAGAAAAAUCUGGACAAUAAAUACAAUUAUCUCGCCGGAAAUGCCUUUGGUCGCGACAAGAAAGGCCGAGUCAAGAAGGACGACCCGAAUGAGAUGCAGGUAGCUGGUGAAGGAGGCGGAGCUGAUUAUACGGCGUACGUGUAUUAUGAGUUCGAGUUUGAAUGA
This is a messenger RNA of Talaromyces marneffei, 1170 nucleotides long. RefSeq lists its product as uncharacterized. The record is from RefSeq and is a predicted model, not a curated record. The transcript is spliced from 5 exons. Gene Ontology annotation, cellular component: vacuolar proton-transporting V-type ATPase, V1 domain. Lineage: Eukaryota; Fungi; Ascomycota; Eurotiomycetes; Eurotiales; Trichocomaceae. Gene Ontology annotation, biological process: proton transmembrane transport. The coding region runs from base 1 to 1170 and encodes 389 amino acids. Gene Ontology annotation, molecular function: proton-transporting ATPase activity, rotational mechanism.